UGCGGCGAGUGGCGGUAGAAGUCAAGUUGCUUGGAGACGCCUCGGGGGACUUCGGCGGCGGAGUUUCUCAAUCCUUCGCUUCGACAUUCGAUUCAUUCACUGCAGGAUUUUUCGUUGGGCGAUUUCUCCAGCUUCUUUCUCGAGGUGGAAGUUGUGGAGGCUUGAUUUUAGAGGCGAGGGCAAUGAAAAGGGAGUGAGUACUGGGCACGUGAUUUUUCUCUGAUUUGUUGGGCCACGCCAUGGUUGAUGGAUUUGGGUACUAAUUGGGCUCAAGAAAGUUGAGGGAAGUAACAAACGAAGGCAAACCUAUUUAAAAUAAUGGCCCCUGACAAGUCAGCACCCAAGGACACAGCUUCGGCACUUUCUGCUCGUGAGAGUGUAUCCAAGCUUCUAAGUGCAGCACGUGAUGGCAAUGUUCUAGCAUUCAAAGAUGUGGCCCGAGCUUUGGAUGAUGGGAAUGGAUUAGGCCAAGCGUUGGCUGCUGUGAAGGAUGGAAAUGGACGUGGCCCUUUGCACUUCGCUGCCCGUGGUGGAUGUGAUGAGCUUUGCCAGUACAUGGUGGAUGAGCUCAAGCUUUCCAUAGACGCUAGAGAUAACGAUGGCGAUACUCCUCUUAUACACGCAGCCAGGCAGGGUCACACCUCAACUGCUUUGUAUUUGCUUGAACAUGGCGCAGACGCUCGUGCCACGCCCAGUGAGAAUCAGCCAAGUGCACUCCAUCAUGCUGCCGGAACAGGCUCUUUGGAACUUAUUAAGGCCCUGGUCGCAAAAGGAGUGGAUGUGGAUUCCCCAAGUGACGCCGGUUCUCCCCUCAUCUGGGCCGUAGGCCAUGAUCAUCCCAAAGCAGUCAAACUCCUUCUUGACAGUGGUGCUAAUCCUAACGGUGCUACAGAUGAUGAUGUGACCGCUCUGGUCACGGCAGCUGCAGCGGGAAGUUCUGAGAGUGUCGAGCUCUUGAUAAAGAAAGGAGCAGAUGUUAAUGCAAGCGCUAUGGGAGGAGUUACCCCACUUCAUAUUGCUGCAGACCGCGGCGAUGAGCGGAUGGUGGACUGUCUUCUAGCUGCUGGAGCGAAUCCUGAUGCUGUUGAUGACGAUAAGGCAAAGCCUAUACAUGCUGCCAAAGAGUCCCGAGCUAUAGUGGAGAAAUUAUUGCCUGUUACAACGACCGACCCCGCCAUUACGGAUUGGACUGUUGACGGAGUCCUGUCUCAUGCACGAAAACUAGCUGCUGAUGAAGAGGCUGAAUUUCGGAAAUCAAGAGAGGCUGAUGAAAAAGCCAAAGCCGCUCAGGCCAAUGCACGUAAGAAACCUGAGGUCUCAACUGAGAUGAAGAAGAAGGCUGCAGAAGCAAAAGCCCGAGGGGAUGAAGCUUUCAAGAAGCAGGAUUUUAUGCUUGCCGUAGAUGCAUACACCCAGGCAAGUGACUUCGAUCCAACAAAUGCAGUGUUUUUGUCGAAUCGUAGCGUAUGUUGGAUGCGUUUGGGUCAGCCCGAACAGGCCUUAGCCGAUGCCAAAGAAGCUAGAGCUUUGAACCCAGAGUGGUCCAAACCGUGUUACCGUGAAGGAUCUGCGUUGCUACUACUUCAGAGGUUUGACGAGGCUGCAGAUGCCUUCUACUGUGGUGUAAAACUUGAUCCCAAUAAUAAGGAGAUGAUUGAAUCUUUCAAGGGUGCCGUGGAAGCUGGUAAAAAGUUUCAUGGGACAGCGUAAACGGACUGGAUCGUUAUUCGUUCACAAUUUCAAAGUUUUGACUGAUAAGCUGAGAAAUGGCUUCAUGAGUUCCUGUUGUGGAAACCUCGUGAUCAGCUGUCUACUGCCAACUGUAGCAGCAUAUGAACUUGUGGGAUACUUGCAUGCGGGUUGAAUUUUUUAGAGAUUUGUCCGGGGGUUAAUUUUUGAUGUAAUGUCUGUGAACAAAAAUCCAAUACAAAAUUGAGCGUUGUGUGCCUCUUGUCGUCUGCUU
Molecule: messenger RNA, 1963 nt
Organism: Physcomitrium patens
Lineage: Eukaryota; Viridiplantae; Streptophyta; Bryopsida; Funariales; Funariaceae
Molecular function (GO): protein binding
Source: RefSeq, a predicted model, not a curated record